UCCCCGAUUAAACCGAUCUCCAGCUUCUUGACACCGGCUAUCCUCGCCCGUCUCCGCCGCGUGGACAGUCCUGGGUGUUGUGGUGCGUCUCGUUACAUUCUGUCGAGACGAUUCAACUCGGGUUUGUUCGGUUUCUCCCCCGCGGAUCAGGAUUUGAUCACUAAAUCCAGCUCUGAAACAUCUCGGAUAACUGCGCGCUCCCGCUUCGCUAUACAGGGGAUACCAAUCGAACGUCGAAACCCGGAUCGCAGGUCAUGAACAUGAGCACAAUCGGAGUUCCAGAUUUCCAUAUGAUGAAAAAACACGAGAGGGCACAUUUCUUCAGCUCCAAGGAGCAGGAGCUCAUUUUGAAGUUGUAUGAAGAAGAGAGGGAGAUACUGACAGCUAAAUCCAACACCACCAGCGCCUCCAAACUGAGAGAGGAGGCCUGGCAGAGAAUUGCUGAUAAAAUAAACGUGGUGUCGGACAGUGGCUACAAAAGGACAUGGCAGCAAGUCAAGAUCAAACACAAAAACAUUGUACAAUCAGCAAAAAGAAGAAGGGUCGAGAUGAUGCGGAAUCAUCACGAGGAUUCAGCGAGCCUGUCACUGACCUCUGCUGAGGAUGAUAUGCUGCAGCACAAAGACAACAGAUUGAGAGUUGAGGUCUUCCCUGGGGCUGCCUGUCUUGACCCACUGACUGGAUCUGACAGCUCUUUUAUAAGCGUGUCAGGCCAUCCUGUUCUCUUACUGCCUGUUGCAAAGACGGAACCAGAGAGCUUGAGCAGUGAUGAGACAGACAUCAGCGAUGCACAUUUUGAAGAGGACUUGCACAAUAGCAGCUUCCAGGAAAGGUCCAACUCAGCAUGUGCUACAAGGGGUGGCCGAGAUGCCGAGAGGCAGACAGAAGACAUAAGGGCCCUUUACUGCAGCUACCUCAAAAAAGAGAUGGAGAACCGUGACCAACAGAUGGCAUUCAGAGCACUUAAAAUGAGGAAGUUGGAAAAAGAAAUAUUAUUACUUGAUAAGCAGCUAGGGUGACAAUGUGAAGAAAUGCAAGUGGGUUUAUCCUAUUAUUAUUAUAUUGGUUCAGACAUUAGUAAUAAAUUGCUUCAGUGUCAUAAAUUUCAUACACAGUUACAACUUUGGGUAACAAUAUCUGUUUUCUGACACCUCAGAAAUUUGGUUGGUGAAGUUUGGACCAUGACAGACCCUUCCUCAUUUUUGAAAUAUUGCACUUGUAAGUGUACAUAUACAGCAAAAGUCAAUCAAUCAAUCAUUCAAAUUUGAUUUGUAUAGCCCAUAUUCACAAAUCACAAUUUGUCUCAUAGGGCUUUAACAAGGUGGGACAUCCUCUGCCCUUAACCCUCAACAAGAGUAGGGAGAAACUACUUGAAAACAACAACCUUUUAACAGGGUAAAAAGAACGUAGAGACCUCGUGAGGGAUUCCUCUCCCAGGACGGACAGAAGUGCAAUAGAUGCCAUGUGUAAUGGCGAACAUCAGAAAGAUAGAGUAUUUGCAGCAUUGAUUAGUAUAAACACUUUGUAUCAAAAUGGGAGGUAAAUUAAUUGAUGGAUUAUUGUCAGGUAUCUAUUGUAAUGCUCAGAUUGUGGCUGUAUUGAAAUGUUUUCUUUAACUGCCCAAAGAUCAUAUCAUCCCAGAAUUGUCUUUGUAGAUGUUGGCACAUAGUGGGGCUGAGGCCCACUGAGGGUUCAGGGUCAAAACUGAAGACUCCUUAAUGGAGGUGCUGCAUAACUCUGUGGCCCAAGAAGACUCAUCAUUAUAAGCUAAAGAGCACUGACACACUUUUGGUGAUGUUGUCUCAGCACUUCAGCAGACUGGACUUAAAACCGCUAAAUAAACCAAUGAAUGGCUUGAUUUGAUUUCAACAGUGUACACACACAUGACACAUCCACACAAAUAACCCUGAGGUGAGGUUCUGAUUAUCCUGUGCUGCUGUCAUCUUCAUUCAUUGCUUAUUUUGGAGACUUUUUUCCAUACAGUCUAGUUUUUAGCAAAUUUAGCACAUAAUUUGUUCGAGGUCUGACCACUUGGCGAACUUGUUUCUGUUAGUCACCUUAGACUACUUCUCCCUUUUGCAUUAACAAUGGCAUUACUGCUCUAAGGAAUGCCACUAUGCUGCCUGUACAUUUAUGCUGCAGAGGGUCUGUCUGAGUAUUUAUUAUGAAUUCUUGUCAUUUGCUGUUCUAUUUAUGACUUUUGUAUGCACUGACUUCAGUACAGAAUGGUUUGUGAAACGUUAAA
This is a messenger RNA of Limanda limanda (common dab), 2245 nucleotides long. RefSeq lists its product as uncharacterized. The coding region runs from base 255 to 1019 and encodes 254 amino acids. The record is from RefSeq and is a predicted model, not a curated record. Lineage: Eukaryota; Metazoa; Chordata; Actinopteri; Pleuronectiformes; Pleuronectidae. The transcript is spliced from 7 exons.